UUCACAAAUCUCCACCUCUCCUCUUUUAUCUUUUCCUUUCAGAGAUUGCAGAGAUUAUUCCUUCACUGACUUGUUCUUCUUCACAAGCAGAUGGAGUAGUAGGCCUUUCUCAAGCUGAGAAAUCGUGGAAAAACCUCAAGAUUUUUAGCUGCAGAACAGAAAAGGGUGAUUGUGAUUUGUCUUUUAGAAAGGGGCCAAAUAUCCGUGAUAGCUAUCAUUCCAAAUGACAAUUGGCAACCUGAAGCUAGGUGUGGAUGUUGUCAGUGCACAUAACCUUCUACCUAAAGAUGGGCAAGGAUCAUCCAGUGCUUUUGUGGAACUCUAUUUUGAUGGUCAGAGGUUUCAUACCACUAUCAAGGAAAAAGAUCUAAAUCCAGUAUGGAAUGAGAGCUUCUACUUCAACAUUUCAGAUCCUUCUAAUCUCCACAAUCUUAAUCUUGAUGCCUACAUCUACAACAAUGUUAGAGCCACUCACCCCAGGUCUUUUCUUGGAAAGGUUAGCAUCAGUGGGACUUCCUUUGUACCCUAUUCAGAUGCUGUCAUCUUGCACUAUCCUCUUGAAAAGCGUGGCAUAUUUUCUCGAGUACGAGGGGAACUUGGUCUUAAAGUUUAUGUCACAGAUGACCCAUCGAUAAAGUCAUCCAUCCCAUUUAGUGCUGCUGAGGACAAACCUGUGGUGAAUGAAUCAACUAGAAAUAUGCUGCCAAACAACAUACCUACUGUCAAAUCUGAGACAAGACACACAUUUCAUCAUCUUCCCAAUCCCAAUCACAACCAACAGCAGCACCAAACUCCUCCUCCUGCAGUUCCUCAGCAACUUACAAAGCAUAUGGCUGAUGAGAUGAAGGCUGCUGAGCCAGAGCCUCCAAAGCUAGUUCGCAUGUACUCAGCAUCUUCAGCACAGCCUGUGGACUAUGCACUAAAGGAAACUAGUCCGUUCCUUGGAGGUGGUCGAGUUGUUGGGGGUCGGGUUAUACGUAAAGAUAAAACUGCAUCAUGUACUUAUGAUCUUGUUGAGCAAAUGCACUUCCUUUUUGUUAGAGUUGUUAAGGCUCGUGAUCUUCCUGCAAUGGAUAUUACUGGAAGUUUGGAUCCAUAUGUGGAGGUGAGGAUUGGAAACUACAAAGGAACCACAAAGCACAUUGAGAAGCAACAAAAUCCAAUAUGGAAUGUGGUAUUUGCCUUCUCAAGGGAGCGAAUGCAAGCGUCAGUACUUGAAGUUGUUGUCAAGGACAAAGAUCUUGUGAAAGAUGAUUAUGUAGGAACUGUCAGAUUUGACCUCAAUGAGGUUCCAAUGCGUGUUCCUCCAGAUAGUCCUCUAGCUCCAGAGUGGUACAGGCUUGCAGACAAGAAGGGAGAGAAAAUAAAAGGCGAGUUGAUGCUUGCUGUCUGGAUUGGCACUCAAGCAGAUGAGGCUUUCCCUGAUGCAUGGCACUCUGAUGCAGCAACUCCUAUUGACAGCUCAGCAGCUGCUGUAGCUGCAAUACGCUCCAAGGUCUAUCAUGCUCCCCGUUUAUGGUAUGUGCGUGUUAAUGUUGUUGAAGCACAGGACUUGGUUCCAACAGAGAAGAAUCGCUUUCCUAACGUGUAUGUGAAAGCGCAAGUAGGGCACCAGGUUUUGAAAACAAAACCUAUUCAGGCUCGUUCUUUUAAUCCCUUAUGGAAUGAAGAUCUCUUGUUUGUGGCUGCUGAACCAUUUGAAGAUCAUCUUAUCCUUACAGUCGAGGAUCGCGUGGCUCCAGGCAAAGAUGAGAUCCUUGGGAGGGUCAUUAUACAAUUGGCCAAGGUGGAGAAGCGUGCUGAUGACUGUAUUGUGCAUUCUCGCUGGUUUGACCUGGAAAAGCCAGUAGCUGUGGAUGUUGAUCAACUUAAAAAAGAUAAGUUUUCUAGCAGGCUCCAUCUUCGUGUCUGUCUAGAUGGAGGCUAUCAUGUGCUUGACGAGUCCACGCAUUAUAGCAGUGAUCUCCGUCCUACAGCAAAGCAGCUGUGGAAGCCAUCAAUUGGUGUUUUGGAACUUGGAAUCCUUAAUGCUGUGGGGCUUCAUCCAAUGAAGACACGAGAUGGAAAAGGUACAUCAGACACCUACUGUGUUGCAAAGUAUGGUCAUAAGUGGGUCCGAACUAGAACUAUUGUUGACAACUUGAGUCCAAAGUACAAUGAGCAGUACACAUGGGAGGUGUUUGAUCCAGCUACAGUUCUUACUGUGGGCGUCUUUGACAACAGCCAUCUAGCUGAUAAAAGUUCAAAUGGUAGUAAGGACCUAAAGAUUGGAAAGGUUCGAAUCCGCAUAUCAACCCUUGAAGCUGGCCGAGUAUAUACACAUUCUUACCCGUUAUUAGUUCUCCAUCCUACUGGUGUUAAGAAGAUGGGCGAACUGCAUCUGGCGAUACGCUUUUCAUGCACAUCUUUUUCAAACAUGAUGUACAUAUACUCACGCCCACUGUUGCCGAAAAUGCACUACAUAAGGCCUUUCACUGUUAUGCAGCUUGACAUGCUGCGGCACCAAGCUGUGACUAUAGUGGCGGCAAGGCUUGGUCGAGCGGAGCCCCCACUUAGAAAAGAGGUGGUAGAAUACAUGUCCGAUGUGGACUCCCACCUCUGGAGCAUGCGCCGGAGCAAGGCCAAUUUCUUCCGUCUCAUGUCGGUCUUCUCAGGAUUAUUUGCUGCUGGGAGGUGGUUUGGUGACAUCUGCAUGUGGAAGAAUCCAGUGAUGACAGUGCUUGUUCAUUUUCUUUUUCUUAUGCUUGUAUCCUUCCCAGAGCUGAUUUUGCCAACAAUAUUCCUUUACAUGUUUCUGAUAGGAAUAUGGAAUUUGCGCUACAGACCAAGGUAUCCUCCACACAUGAACACGAAGAUAUCUCAAGCUGAGGCUGUGCACCCUGAUGAACUUGAUGAAGAGUUUGACCCAUUCCCGACCAGUCGAAGCCCAGACUUGGUAAGAAUAAGGUAUGAUCGACUGAGAAGUGUGGCUGGUCGGAUUCAGACUGUUGUUGGGGACAUUGCAACUCAGGGGGAGCGUUUUCAAUCACUGUUGAGUUGGAGAGACCCCCGUGCUACUGCAAUCUUUGUUACAUUCUGCCUUAUAGCUGCAUUGGUGAUGUUUGUGACUCCUUUCCAGGUAAUUGCAGCCCUGGCAGGCAUAUAUGCAAUGAGACAUCCAAGAUUUCGUUAUCGAUUGCCUUCGGUACCUAUCAACUUCUUCCGUCGGUUGCCCGCGAAGACGGAUAGUAUGUUGUAAAUUGGUGGCUGAAUCUUCCCGUCAGCAUCAGGGAAAUAAAUUAUUCUACUUUAGGUCAUAAUCUAGCUUUUAUGUCGACUGCUUAUGUAAUAUGUUCUGGCCUAGGAAGUUCCUAAACUCACUACGUCGAUACAUGAUGAAACAAUCUGUUUGGCCCUGUGUACUUGUUAUUUACUUGUAAUAAAACAAUGUCUUGUUAUUUUUUU
This is a messenger RNA of Coffea eugenioides, 3444 nucleotides long. Its product is annotated as FT-interacting protein 7. The coding region runs from base 224 to 3238 and encodes 1004 amino acids. NCBI's taxonomy places the organism in Eukaryota, Viridiplantae, Streptophyta, Magnoliopsida, Gentianales, Rubiaceae. The record is from RefSeq and is a predicted model, not a curated record. The transcript has 2 exons.